Leucoraja erinaceus (little skate) is the source of this 1877-nucleotide messenger RNA. RefSeq names its product coactivator-associated arginine methyltransferase 1, like (gene carm1l). Gene Ontology annotation, molecular function: protein-arginine N-methyltransferase activity. Lineage: Eukaryota; Metazoa; Chordata; Chondrichthyes; Rajiformes; Rajidae. The record is from RefSeq and is a predicted model, not a curated record. The transcript has 11 exons. Gene Ontology annotation, biological process: peptidyl-arginine methylation.
ACUGGGUUAUUACGUUUAUUGCAACCGCCUCCUAUAAUAUCAAUGAACACACAUUUAAUCACGCGGUUAGCAACACCGUGAGCAAACUGUGGAAACCUAUAAGAUGGGAUAUGCCUGGAGGACUGUGUAUAUUUUCCCAAUGUAUCCUAUACCCAGUAUGCAUCCAACUCAAUUUGUUUUCGGGGUGGGUGGGGGUAGAGGUAGAGGUUAAAUUUGACUGCCGGACUCUCGUUGCAUUGCUGGCCGUGAUUCACUAAGAUCGAUGCAGUUUGUUCUAAGCUGCAGGUAGUUCUGUGCUCGGCCCCUGGGCGUUGCGCAGGCGGUGCGUGUAGCAGCCGGAGCCCGGGCCGCGUCACUGGGAUGUUUCCACCAGCAGGGGACGGAAGGUGGCCAGCGGAUCAUCCGACCCAGCAAAACCCGGCGUUUCCGUCCUGCUCAACUCAACUCGCUGCUGCCUCGGAGGCGUCGCGGUGCUUUUGUCUGUGCCUCGCCUGGUUAUGGCCAGCUCGGCGCAGCAGCAGCAACAGCAACAGCAGCAACAACAGCAGCAGCAACAACACAGCGUCUCCUUGUUCUUCGUCAAGGAGGAUCCGAAGGGAGGAGUUCAGUUUUCCAAUUCGCUGCGGAGUGAGCAGCCGCUGAAAUUGCUGGUGGAAGCAGAGGAAGAGGGAGCGGAAUUGCGGGUGAUUGACGGAAAUGGUGUUUGUGUGUUUAAAUGCUCCAUCAACCGGGAGACGGAAAGCUGCCGGGUGGGGAAACAGGCCUUCCUCAUUACCGUGGGAUGCAACAGUGUGUUACUUCAGUUUAACUCGCUUAAUGAAUUCUUUACCUUUCAUAACUCCUUAAAGGCCUUCAAAAACUCCAAUAAAGUCCCCUCAGCAUUCAGUCGACGAACAGAAGAUGCGUCUGCAGCACAGUACUUCCAGUUUUAUAGCAGCUUAUCACAACAGCAGAACAUGAUGCAGGAUUAUAUAAGAACUGCCACUUAUCAAAGGGCAAUACUCCAGAAUCACGUUGAUUUUAAGGAUAAGGUUGUUCUUGAUGUUGGUUGUGGCUCUGGAAUCCUUUCAUUUUUUGCCGUUCAAGCAGGAGCACGGAAGGUCUAUGCUGUGGAAGCCAGCACGAUGUCAAAAUAUGCAGAGAUUCUAGUGAAAAGUAACAAUCUUUCAGAACGGAUAAUGAUCCUGGAAGGGAAAAUUGAGGAAAUAACUAUUCCUGAGAAAGUGGACAUCAUUAUUUCAGAACCUAUGGGAUAUUUGUUAUUUCAUGAGAGGAUGCUCGAAAGCUACCUGCAUGCAAAAAAAUGGUUGAAGCCAAAUGGGAUGAUGUUUCCUACUUUUGGUGAUGUUCAUCUAGCUCCAUUUUCUGAUGAGCAGCUUUACAUGGAACACUACACGAGGGCAAAUUUCUGGUACCAGCAGUGUUUCCAUGGGAUUAAUCUGACAGGUCUUUGCAGGGCUGCUAUGGAUGAGUACUUCAGGCAGCCAAUUGUAGUAAGUGUCACUGUCAAUCUCUACGAACACACUGAUAAUGAUCUUUAAAUUUGCCAAUGUAGAAUGGAGAUCCCCUUUACCUUCCGAAUUCUUCAAUCUGGGCAAGUCCAUGGCUUGGCAUUUUGGUUUGAUGUGGCAUUUGUUGGUUCACAAAAAACUAUUUGGCUAUCAACUUCUCCCACUGAACCUUUGACACACUGGUACCAGGUGCGCUGUCUCCUACAGACCCCGCUGUUUGCUAAAGAAGGCGAGACGUUCUCAGGGAAAGUUUUACUUGUGGCAAAUAAACGGCAAAGUUACGAUAUUCAUAUUAUGGCGAUGGUAGACCAGACAGGCUUCAAGUCUGGGAACCUACUGGACUUAAAGAAUCCUUUCUUCAGGUAA